Messenger RNA from Arachis duranensis, 1531 nucleotides. Its product is annotated as methyl jasmonate esterase 1. Gene Ontology annotation, molecular function: methyl salicylate esterase activity; methyl indole-3-acetate esterase activity; methyl jasmonate esterase activity. Lineage: Eukaryota; Viridiplantae; Streptophyta; Magnoliopsida; Fabales; Fabaceae. Gene Ontology annotation, biological process: jasmonic acid metabolic process; salicylic acid metabolic process. The transcript is spliced from 3 exons. The record is from RefSeq and is a predicted model, not a curated record. The coding region runs from base 44 to 844 and encodes 266 amino acids.
AAAGAAAAAUGAUUAGGCAAGAGAGGGUAGCUAGGUACUAGCUAUGGAAAACAAGAAGCAUUUUGUGCUGGUUCAUGGUGCCUGCCAUGGCGCGUGGUGUUGGUAUAAGGUAUCUGCUUUGUUGAAAUCAGGUGGUCACAGAGUGACAGCUCUGGACAUGGCUGCCUCCGGGAUCCAUCCAAAGAAGGUUCAAAAGCUGGCUUCCAUAACCGAAUAUGUGGAGCCAUUGAUGGAGUUGCUGGAGUCUCUGCCGUCAGAGUCAGAGGAGAGAGUUAUAUUGGUGGGUCACAGCUUGGGCGGUAUCUGCAUUUCCAUGGCCAUGGAAAUGUUCCCAAAUAAGAUUGCAGCUGCUGUCUUUGUAGCUUCUUUCAUGCCUUCUUCUCAAGAUCCAACCUUUAUGACUCGUAUCCAACAGCACAGGGAAAAAGUAUAUUCUACCAUGGACUCGAAGAUCAUGUUUGAUGAGGAUGCCAAAAAUACUAGUAAGCCCAAUGGGUGUAUGAUAUUUGGGCCCCAACACUUAGCAUCCAAUUUAUACCAACUGUGUCCACCUAAGGAUAUUAGCCUAGCAAUGUCAUUGCUUAGGCCAACAAGGCUGUAUGGGGACCAAGAAAUGGUGCGAGAGCAAACAAGAGUUACAAGGGAAAAGUAUGGAAGUGUGGCCAAAGUAUACAUAGUGUGCGAACAAGACCAAGCGAUCAAGAAGGAUGUUCAGUUGUCUAUGAUUGAAAAGAACCCAGAAACUGAUGUGAAAUUCAUUGCUGAUGCUGAUCACAUGCCUAUGUUCUCUAAACCACAAGAGCUUUUCUCUUGCCUUCACCACAUUGCAACCACCUAUUAUUAGCAUGCAAUCUCAAUAUGUAUCACAAUUCACAAAUAUUUAACUAGCUUUUUCAGAAUGAUAAAGAAGAUAUAUAAAUAAGAGUUUAAUUUUGAUGCACUGACAUUGUCUCGUGCAAUCACAACCGUUCUCUUGCAAUCACAACCAUUCUCUUGUAUCGUGCACUAGUUUAAUUUUGAUUUGCUGUUGAACUAAAUAACUGACAUGCAUGCAUACACGUGCUGAACACAUGAAAUCAAUAUUAUAUCACAGACUCUUGGCAGAAGCAUCCUGUCUUACUGUUUCCCAAAGAAUUCAGUAAUGACUUCAAGAGGUAUCCCCUUUGUUUCUGGAACCUUCAAGAACACAAAUAUCCAGGAGAUGAAACAAGCAACAGCAUAUAUGCCAAAGAAACCGGCGAGUCCAAUUGAGCUGAGCAUCACAGGCAGGGAGUAUGUGACAUUAGGUAUAUCUUCAUCAUCUUGGGAAAACUGUUUGAUAAUGUAUCCUAAAGAAAAUAUACAAGGCAUUAGAUGAGUGUGGAAUGAUAUGAAUAACUCUUCCCCUGUUUAACUUUGAGUUACAAAUCCAGAAAGUAGUUGAAGGCAAAAGUCCCAACUUACUCUUCUAGUUCUAGCUGAUGAUAUGGAUAGAUACAUGCAAUAUGUCACCAAAAUUCAGACAAGGAAGAAAAUAGUUAAUAUUGAAGAA